AUGGACGCCUACCACCACGUCCUCACCAAGGACGAGUACCUCUCGCUCCUUUGCGCGUGGAUGCGCGUCGCGGGUAUAGAGGAUCACCACGCCGUGACCAUUCUUCGCGCCCUCGCGUUGAUUCGGGAACUGAAAGAAAUGGGCGUUUGGCAGGGGUUUUGA
Molecule: messenger RNA, 162 nt
Organism: Neurospora tetrasperma FGSC 2508
Lineage: Eukaryota; Fungi; Ascomycota; Sordariomycetes; Sordariales; Sordariaceae
Exons: 2
Coding region: 1-162 (53 amino acids)
Source: RefSeq, a predicted model, not a curated record